CGAAGGCGUUCAGCUAUCACUACUACCACUACUACCGAGCCUCCACCCCGCUUUCAAAUAUCCACACAAAAUAAACACCUUUACUUCUACCAACCAUGAAGUAUACCCUCAUCGCUAUCAUCUCAGCCCUCUCCACCUUGGCCUCUGGUUUGGCAGUGGCGGACCAAGCCACCCUCCUGGGUGCCAUCUACUUCCCGGACAUCGCUGUCGUGAUCAAGGAAGACGACCCAAACACACCCUUCCCAACCAACAGCGCCCAGGUCUCUCGUAGAAACGGGCAACAUACUGUCAAGACCCUUCUCGGGUUCUAUCUCUCCGGCUUCGCCCCGGGCAAAGAUUGCAAAAUCAGCUUUAUCGAGCCCUACACCUCAAAAGGCAGUCGCAGGAUGCAGUUGUUUACUACCAUCGGGUAUCCCACUGAUAAUAGCACAUGGAAUUCGAAGCCUUCCACGAAUAAUCAUAUUGGCACCUUUAAGGCUUCCGCCCCCGGCCCACCGAGGGUGAUUGAGGAUUAUGGUUUGACGUUCCAUUGCCCGACAACUCCUACUAAGUACGGGUUCGAGGUGCAGCCGGUCGGGGAUGAUGAUUACGUUGCUUGGAAUAUUAGAACGGGAGGUUUUGUCAUUAUUCCUCAGUACGAAUAAGGGUCUCUUGUAUUGAAGGGGGUAGUGGUUAGGGGGACAUGUGGUGGGCCAAAGAGUUGGCAUUUCGUUCGAUCAUGUUUUAUUUUUUCUUCUUCCGUUUUCUUAUUGACAAUUUUUCUUUUGGGAUUUCUUUUCUUUCCGGUUUGGCUACAGCCUUGACAUAACCUUCUUACACUCCUUCAAGAGCCUUUGGCAAUACGGUAGACAUAUACGCUUGGAGGGCAUUUAAUAAAUUCUGGUGGCAUUGUUCUGUA
Tuber melanosporum (Perigord truffle) is the source of this 898-nucleotide messenger RNA. RefSeq lists its product as uncharacterized. The record is from RefSeq and is a predicted model, not a curated record. The transcript has a single exon. Lineage: Eukaryota; Fungi; Ascomycota; Pezizomycetes; Pezizales; Tuberaceae. The coding region runs from base 96 to 644 and encodes 182 amino acids.